UUGCAACUCAUUCACCAACUUUAUUUGGAAACAGAAUUAAACUCUCUUUCGUCUUGUCACCUGUCACCCUUAGCCUGCUUCUUCUUCUUCUUCUUCUUCUUCUUCUUCUUGUCUCUUUAUAUACUUCACCUGAUAUUAAGUACCCCCCAAAAACCAGAUUGAUUAGUAUAUAUAUCGUCUUCUUUCUAGCAAUCUACCACCAGAAAAAUAAACUUCAUUUUCUUAUCUUUCCUCAGUUUAUACAUACAGCAAACUUGAAAGCUUUUCCUAGUUAAUUAUUAGUGUUUUUAUAAUUUAAACACACAAGUUUCUGAAGAGAAUAUGGGAGUUGCAGGGACUUUGGAAUACUUAUCAGAAGUACUUAGCAGCGUUAAGAAAAGCAAGAAAAAGAAGCAGAUUGCUACUGUUGCUGUUAAGAUUAGAAUGGAUUGUGAAGGUUGUGCUCGUAAAGUCAAGAAAACCCUCUCUGGAGUCAAAGGUGCAAAAUCAGUGGAGGUGGACUUAAAGCAACAGAAAGCAACAGUAACAGGAUUUGUGGAUGCUAAGAAAGUGCUGAAGGCAGCACAAUCCACUGGUAAGAAGUGUGAGUUAUGGCCAUAUGUGCCUUAUAGUAUGGUGGCACAUCCUUAUGCUGCUGGAGUUUAUGACAAGAAGGCACCUCCCAAUUUUGUAAGGGCCACUAAUGAUCCUGCUGUUGCUCACUUAGAUCCAGUUGAAGAACAAUAUUCCCUUAUGUUCAGUGAUGAAAAUCCAAAUGCUUGUAAUAUUAUGUAGCUAGCUAAUUAACGGGUAAUUAAUACUUAUCCCAACCAAUGUUAUAUCAAUGUAUAUCGACUUACCACGCUAAAUUAAUCUAAUAUAAUGAAAAACAUAUUAAAU
This is a messenger RNA of Lycium ferocissimum, 879 nucleotides long. RefSeq names its product heavy metal-associated isoprenylated plant protein 24-like. The transcript has 2 exons. The record is from RefSeq and is a predicted model, not a curated record. Gene Ontology annotation, molecular function: metal ion binding. NCBI's taxonomy places the organism in Eukaryota, Viridiplantae, Streptophyta, Magnoliopsida, Solanales, Solanaceae. Bases 322 to 774 code for a protein of 150 amino acids.